AUGACGGCACCUACAUUAUCAUUGCCUUUCAUUAACGCCAUAAGUUUACCAUAUCAUGACACAGUGUUAUCAAAUUAUACAAUUGUUAUUGAUUCUCUCAUUCAAGGUACACUUUCCGUCCUCCAUUUCGGAACGCGUAAAUGGCUUUAUAUGAAUCGAUCAACAUCAAUUCAUUCUCCUGAAGAUAUAUUUCGUCCAGAUUGGAUGUGUUGGAUAAACGAACUUUUAUUGGUUUUUCAAGGAAUCCAACUUGCUGAAGAAAUUGAUUGGCAAAUAGGAAUCUCCUAUCUUCAUUCAAAAAUACAUUGGAAGUCAAUGUACUACGGAAACUUACCGUACACAUUCGCAUAUAUUUCCAAAGGCUCAAAACUACGAUUUUUUAUUUUUAAUCCGAAUCUUGAAAUGACAACACCGUUAACUCAGAUUUCACAAGAAUUUAACUUAGAUUCUAUAAUGGACCGAUUUGGAAUUAUAAAAACAGUAAUUAACAUCUAUUCAAUUCUCAAAACAAUUUACCGAAAUUGGGAACAUAUUUCUAUAACGCAUAUACCCUCAAUAUCAUCACUUCAUCCAUUAUAUCUAUCUGUACAACGAAAUGGUGAAACUAUUAUCGAAUUUUUUGGAGAAUUUGUGAAAAAGACCAUUUCAUCGAAUUUAAUGAAUCGAUUUUUUAAGUUUGAAACAUUGUGCGCGAUUUAUAAUGAUACGAAACAUAUCAAGAAUUUAGUGCAUUGUGUGGAUAUUAAUGGAAACUUUGAUAUGCCUGUGAGAGGAAAAGAUGGUGCUUGUAGAUUAUUGAUUCAACCAGUUGGGUACCACUAUUAUCCGACAGGUGAGAAAGAAUGGAAGAGUUGUUUGAGGACUGUUUUGAAAGUACUUCAUGACAUGCAUAAAGUCGGAUGGACGCAUCGAGAUAUUCAUUGGGGAAAUAUUAUGAGACACGAUGGCAAUGAUAUUAAGAAACGAGAUAAAGAUAGUAAUGAGAUGAAGGUGCAAAGUAUAUACAAUGAUGUUGUGCGUGACAAUAUUGUUACCGUGACGAAACGAAGUGACAAUAAUGACGAUGAAUGGUUGUUAAUCGAUCUAGAAAUGGGAGGCAAAGUUGAUGAAGUAUUAGACAUCACAUUAUGGGACCGUUGGCCCGAGAAAGCUGAGAAAGGACAAAUUUACAAAGCUUGUUACGACGUAUGGCAAAUUGAGAGAAUGUUGCAUGAGGUGGGUGAUAGCGAAUUUAAAACAUUUUCCAAAUAUUUUUGGAAAUUUAGGGAUUUGUUACGAAAAGCAGCAAUAGACGAUGUCUCUGCUGCAGAAGCAUUGAAAUGUGAGUGGUUUGUCAUUGAUAAUGAUUUAUUCGAGAAAGAGUAA
This is a messenger RNA of Racocetra fulgida, 1365 nucleotides long. The record is from the annotation of a GenBank genome assembly. Lineage: Eukaryota; Fungi; Glomeromycota; Glomeromycetes; Diversisporales; Gigasporaceae.